CGCUAAGAAAAUUAUACGGAAAAUUACCUUCCGCUCGUUUAGACACAUCCAAUUGUUGGGUAAAAUUAAAAAUUAAUAGUUACUCUGUAGGACUGCGAUAGCGAUCGGUAAAAAUGAAAUUAAACGAGCUUGUUUACUGGUAUCAGAAAAAAAUUGGUACUUACGACAAGCAACAAUGGGAGAAAACUGUAGAACAGCACAUUCUUGGAGGCUUUACACAUGUUCCAAUGAGAACUGCAAAAUUGAAAACAGAAUAUAUAGAUGUGGAUCUUGUUCGAGGUUCUUCAUUUCCAAAGGCCAAGCCAAAGCAUGGACUGUCUAUAGUAGCUUGCUUGGCGCUUCAGCGGUUAUUAUUUCUCCCUUUAUAUAGGAAAUGGUGGAUGCAACAGACUAGUCUAAAAAUUUUUACAUUAUUUUUGUUACUCUAUAGUUUGCAAAUGGUCAAUAUGUGCAUAUACUUUUACCAGAUGGCCAAGGAUAAAGAAAGUGAUAUUGUGUCAACGUCUGAAGUAUUAAUACCUACUAUUAUGAUGCUAGUAUUAUGCAUUGUUCAUUCCCACAUUGUAUCUACUCAUACAGGACCAUCGAUAUCUGAUGGACAAAGUAAACAAAGAAUAGUGAGACGAUCGCGGCAUGCUAGGUGUCGAUUGGGAAAAUCAAGGACAAGACAAAACUUACGUUUGCAUGAAGAUUCCAAAUCGUCUCAAGAUACCGCUUCUGAGAAAGCUAGUACAGUAAAUGGUGAAGUCUUAACUUCUGUGCGGUUUGCUAAAAAAGUUGUAAUUGAAAACUCUUUGACUGCUAGUCGAUCUCAAGAAUUUGUGACUGCUCAAGCACCCUGUGAUAACGAACUAAUAAGUUCAUCUGUGAGUAAUCCUCUUCCAAUAAAUGAAGCUUCAACUAGUCAUACUCCAUCAAUUCAAAAUACAAAAAAUGUACACCUAGAUGAUGAUGGAUUCGAAAGUUUAAAUGGAAAUGUAUCGAGCGAUAAUGAUAAAGGUAUCGCGCGAGCAACAACGGAGAAGUCUAAACAAAAGAGAGAUGUAUUACAUAAAAAUAACGAAGACUGUAAUCUUCGAUUAGAAGGCUCUACUACUCAACAAAUUUUAUUACAGCCUAAAUUUUCAGCCCUUGAGUUAUCAAAAACUGAAGAUAUUUCUUCAAAGAGCGAUGGGGAAACUUCUAAUAAAGUGGAUAAGGAUCACAGUCCCGUAGCAAUCGGUCCAAGAAAAUCCCGACAACAAUGCGAAAGUGAGGAGGAAGGAGAAUGCGAGGAAACUGCCACGCAUCAUUUAACAGAGGCUACGACAUCUGCUACUGAGUGGAUGGGAGUAACUACAAACAGUGAUGAUUGUAGUUACAGUUCAGAACUUGAGGAAUCCGAUUUGCAUAGCGAGACUAACAAAAAUUAUGGGGAGUUCGUGGAGCAUCCCUUUUCUUGGGAAUUUGAAUUACCGCCCUCCAUAAUGCUUAGUUCUAGUUGCGCUUCGUAUGAUCGUGUUUCGUGCGCUAUAUGGACACGUCGUGAUAUAAAAAAAGCUGAACUAUCCGUAUUGGACAUUAGUUCAGCGAUUAUCGCCAGAGUAGAGUCAAUGCCUGAGAGUAUGAAUUAUUUUUACGGUGGCCUAAUCCUUAGCGUAGUGUUAGCGCUAAUACCAUCCAUUAAACGAUUGAACGAUCACGUUGGAAUGGACAAUAGCAGUAAUAUAACCAGUUCCUUCAUACCAAACGACUUAACUUACGUCAAUUUGGAAACUUACAGUGAUAUCAUAUGUAAAGUGAUAGGUUUGGCAUUUGGAACGACGCUUUGGGAACGUAUAGUAGUGCUUAUAUCGGCAUUCGAGAGGCUAAUGUUGUCUUGUUUAUUAUUUUUUUUAUUAGCGGUCGCAGAACGUACUUACAAGCAACGACUCUUGUACGCUAAGUUGUUCUCGCAUCUGACGUCGUCGAGACGCGCAAGAAAAUCAGAUUUGCCGCACUUUCGAUUGAACAAAGUGCGAAACAUAAAGUUGUGGUUGAGCGUUAGAUCUUAUUUGAAAAGAAGAGGGCCACAACGUUCCGUAGACGUAAUAGUAUCAGCAGUAUUCAUCGUUACGUUGUUACUGUUGUCAUUUGUGAGCUUAGAGUUAAUUAAGGAUCUUGAAAGUUUACAUUCCCGGUAUAACGUUGAAGCGCUGUUUUGGAGCUUCUCCCUUGGUAUAUUUAUAUUGCGUUUUAUGACGCUGGGUACUAAAAUUAAUAAAAAAUAUAGAAAUCUCUCAGUCUUGAUAACCGAGCAGAUUAAUUUAUAUUUACAAAUAGAACAAAAACCGCAUAAAAAGGAAGAGCUUAUGGUAGCGAAUAAUGUACUCAAAUUAGCAGCAGACUUGAUAAAGGAACUUGAAAGUCCAUUUAAAAUAUCUGGUUUAUCUGCUAAUCCCUACUUGUAUACAAUUACAAAAGUGGUAUUACUAUCUGCACUUUCAGGGGUGCUUUCAGAACUGCUUGGAUUCAAGCUUAAGUUACAUAAGAUAAAAAUAAAAUAAAAAAGUGAUUAUUAAAUAUUUAUUUUUCAUGUAACUACUCAGUGAUUUCAGAUAAUUAAUGAAGAUUUUUCAAUUUUAUUAAAGAUUAUUAGGGAAUUUAAUAUAACCAAUCGAUACGCGAAGACUCAAAUAAAUGUUCCACUUCUUAAUAGUUUAGUCUGCAGCUGUUUACGUUAUCAAAUUGUUAGAGGUUUUAUGUUUCACUUAGAAAUUCUAUGCAUUAUAUAAGUAAUUAGUUCGACCAAUAAAUUAUUUUAAUUUGUUGCAGAAAGCAAUGAGAUUUUUCCUUGUAAUUAUCAUUUCGGUAAUUUUAUAUAAUUCCAUUAUUUCUCAAUAUUAGAUUUAGGUUAGAUUUUAGAAUAUUCUAUUGAAAUGACGGAAGUAAAUGACAGUUUAUUUUUCGAUAGAAAUCAUUAAUGAUACUACAUAUUACUAAUUUACAUGCAUUACAAUAUAUUGUGCUUUGUAAUAAUAUUUAUGUAGACAAUUGAUGAUACUUAACAAACUCUUCAGAUGUAUAUAUAGUUACCGAUGCUCUGUAUAUUUAGAUUACAAUGCUGUGUUUUGUUA
This is a messenger RNA of Hylaeus volcanicus, 3095 nucleotides long. RefSeq names its product protein phtf (gene phtf). Lineage: Eukaryota; Metazoa; Arthropoda; Insecta; Hymenoptera; Colletidae. The transcript has 16 exons. The record is from RefSeq and is a predicted model, not a curated record. The coding region runs from base 114 to 2525 and encodes 803 amino acids. Gene Ontology annotation, cellular component: endoplasmic reticulum.